Juglans regia (Persian walnut) is the source of this 1910-nucleotide messenger RNA. RefSeq names its product bZIP transcription factor 16-like. The record is from RefSeq and is a predicted model, not a curated record. Lineage: Eukaryota; Viridiplantae; Streptophyta; Magnoliopsida; Fagales; Juglandaceae. The coding region runs from base 359 to 1585 and encodes 408 amino acids. Gene Ontology annotation, biological process: regulation of DNA-templated transcription. The transcript is spliced from 13 exons. Gene Ontology annotation, molecular function: sequence-specific DNA binding; DNA-binding transcription factor activity. Gene Ontology annotation, cellular component: nucleus.
ACCGUACGGCGACCCACAGAAUCCACGCCGUGAACCCUCGCGCCCCCCCUUCCCUCCCACACACACCAAACGCUGACCCAGACAUAGACCCAAAAACUACAAACCCUAAUUUCUGAUCUCUCCUCUAAAUUCUUCGUCCCGGCAACCUAAAGGAACGAUUUUAUUUUAUUUUUUGAAAAGGAAAAAAUGGAUACUCAAGUUCUUACCAUCAUAACCUGACCUUUUCGCAAAUUGACCUCCGUGUCCCUGUUCUUCAUCUCCAGAUUUCCUCACCAUUUUUAGCUGCAAAGUGUUGCAAUUGGUCCGAGUUUCAAAGCGCAUGGUUUGAGGAAUUUUGGAGAAGUGGUGAUUCUGUAACAUGGGUAGCAGCGAGAUGGAUAAACAGGCAAAAGAGAAGGAACCGAAGACGCCUCCUCCUGCUGCUAGUACCACUACGCAGGAGCCUUCGUCGAAUACUGGUACUAGUGCAGUUAAUCCUGACUGGUCGGGAUUUCAGGCAUAUUCUCCUAUACCUCCACAUGGGUUCUUGGCUUCAAGUCCCCAAGCUCCUCCAUAUAUGUGGGGGGUUCAGCAUAUUAUGCCUCCCUAUGGCACCCCUCCACAUCCAUACGUGGCGAUGUAUCCCCAUGGUGGCAUAUAUGCUCACCCAUCUAUGCCUCCGGGAUCUUAUCCUUUUAGUCCCUUUGCUAUGCCUUCUCCAAAUGGCAUGGCUGAAACUUCUGUAAAUACACCUGGCAACAUGGAAGCAGAUGUUAGACCACCAUCUGAGGUGAAGGAAAAAUUGCCCAUCAAAAGAUCAAAAGGAAGUUUAGGCAGUUUGAAUAUGAUAACGGGGAAGAAUAAUGAGCACACUAAAACAUCAGGUGCAUCUGCUAAUGGAGUUUAUUCUAAAAGUGCUGAGAGUGGUAGUGAAGGUACAAGUGAAGGAAGUGAUGAAAAUUCUCAGAGUGACUCACAACUGAAGUCAGGGGGCGGGCAAGAUUCUUUUGAAGCUGAAGCAUCUCAGAAUGGCAAUUCUGUGCAUGGUCCUCAAAAUGGAGGACCAAAUACACCUCACACAAUUGUGAAUCAAGCAAUGGCCAUGGUGCCGUUGUCAGGUGCUGCUGCUCCUCCCUUAGCUGUUGCUGGUCCCACCACAAAUCUAAAUAUUGGAAUGGAUUAUUGGGGUGCUCCAACUUCCUCAGCCGUACCUGCAAUGCGUGGGAAGGUUCCUCCUACUCCUGUUGCAGGAGGAGUUGUUACUGGAUCACGGGACAGUGUUCAGUCACAGCUUUGGAUACAGGAUGAAAGAGAGCUUAAGAGACAGAGAAGGAAGCAAUCAAAUAGAGAAUCAGCCCGUCGAUCCAGGUUACGCAAGCAGGCGGAAUGUGAUGAGCUUGCACAGCGUGCUGAAACCUUGAAAGAAGAAAAUGCCAGUCUCAGAUCAGAAGUGAACCGGAUCAGGAGCGAGUAUGACCAGCUUCUUGCAGAGAAUGCCUCACUCAAGGAGAAACUUGGGGAAGCUCCUGGGCAUGAAGAUCCAAGGUCUGGUAGGAAGGACCAACAUUCGAGUGGCGACACUCAACAGACUAGGCAAACAGAGUAGUCACUAGGACGAAGCUACCUCGCUUUACGCUGCUUUCCAGGAGCAUAACCUAACCAAUUAGCAACCUAUUUGGAAUAGAAUGUAGUUUAAACUAUAAUAGUUGACCUUUUAUAGUGUUAGGAUCUGUUUAUUUCAUAUCAUUCCUCAUUCAUAAUUUGGCUUCUCUUUUAACAUUUUAAGACCCAGGAUGGUGUGUAAAGUGUGAGAUUUGUGUCACUACCCGUAACUGUUUUAAAAGGGUGGUAUUCACGCUUAACCCUGUAAUAGAUUGGUUAAUCAAAGUGUAACUUGGAUGGAAUUAAUGAACUCAAUUAGGUUUUACUUA